AUGUCUCUCCAUCGAUUGGGACUCGAAAAUGACGGGUUUUCUGAAGCAAAGAGAAGGGCUUGGUGGAUGACCUACUUUUGCGCGCAUCUGUGCUCCGUAGUUCGACAAAGCGCAUGUUUAAAUAUCGACGACGACAGCCAAUUCACAACACCAUAUCCACGAUUCGAAUGCGAUCCAGAAGCAUGGUUAAUCUUCCUCGAUGCUCUGCGAAUCGGGGUAGCAAGUGUCAAGUUUACGUCCAGCUAUAACGAACAACUUAACUCACACGCGGAAAUGUCCUCUAUUAACGAACAGAUGAAAUUACUUGACAGCUGGGUUCUACAAGUCUCUCAUCGCGCAGAGAACCACGUACCCGUCUCAGGCUCCGUGGAACUUGAUCCUGCAUACGAGUCCGCUACUGCGCAAGUAAUGCGACGACUUUCACGAAUCAGAUUAUCUAGCACGAGAAUUCGCCUCCAUCGAUUUCAAGCCUUUUCGGAUACCCCCCUCUUCAGCGCGAAUCACUGUGAUCUCAAGACAACAAAUAGCUUCAAUACGUCCGCCAACAUCUCAAAUGAGACGAAUAUUGCUCCAUACGAUAUACUCCAAUCCCCUGCUUUCACUUACGAUCAGUCGACCGAGAUUUGUGUGUCAUCCGCGUUAACAAUCGCAAGACAGUUACAAAGACUACCCUUCCCUAGCACAUCCAACGGGAUAACUAGUCCUCGGGCAAUGCCUACAUGCACAUGUUGUGCUAUGCAAGCUAGUUACGUCUUACUGAUGCAAUUCUAUAAACUUCACGCCGCCCGUGCUCAGCCGAUACUAUUCGGAGAUCUGUCCCAAGAUACAGAGCGCACAGUUGACGAACUUCGGCAUGGUUUAGAAGAUAUCAUUUCUUCAAUGAACAAUUUUGCAACUGCAUUUGAAGCAAUUGCGGGAAUGCGAGAUGAAAUCGAGAUUGCCUUUCGUAUUGCUUUUCCAGGGUAA
Trichoderma atroviride IMI 206040 is the source of this 966-nucleotide messenger RNA. RefSeq lists its product as uncharacterized. Gene Ontology annotation, biological process: regulation of DNA-templated transcription. NCBI's taxonomy places the organism in Eukaryota, Fungi, Ascomycota, Sordariomycetes, Hypocreales, Hypocreaceae. The record is from RefSeq and is a predicted model, not a curated record. Gene Ontology annotation, molecular function: DNA-binding transcription factor activity, RNA polymerase II-specific; zinc ion binding.